AAUAAAACCCCUUCUUUCAGUACUCCACAACAGGAACAAAGCCAAAGAUGCGUCUGAUAUGGGAAGCCUAUGUAUUGUGGAAGAGAUGAGAAUGAGAUUGAGAUGCAUCCACCCUUCACCCUCUGCUCUACCGUCCUAUCUCAUAAACUCCAACUAUCAUCUUUUCUCAAGCAAAGGCAACUUCUCUCGUCGGAACAGCAAAGCAAAAGAAAACGGGACUGGAAUCACCUACUGCCAGUAGUCUUUGAUUUCAUUGACAAUAAUGUUAGAACUUAGAUUUUUUUUUUUCCAAUUUAUGUCUUUUUUUAAUUGUAUUGGAUGAACUUGGUUUUGUUUCUUUUGGUAAUUUGUUUGUGUUGUAAGUUGCUAAGCAUGUUAUGUUAUGGGAUUUCUACUCUUGUUUCUAUGGUGCUUCAUUGCUCCAUAUAUUCAAUCUACUAUCAAUUUGAAAUCUUAAAUUUUUGUAAUAUGUACCUUUCAUAUUUGCUUUGCUGACUUGACCGCUGGAGAACAUUUCAACGAAACUCCACUACCUUUUUCCACUCUUAUUGAAGUGAACAGAAAAAGGGGUUCCUGUCUAGGAAUCCAUAACAGAAAAGUACUCAGCUCUCAUAAAUCCUAAGUACACAAUCAGUAGGCAAUUGACAGGAAGAGAUCCAGGCUCUAGUCUCCGAUAAACUCCAAGUAGUUUCCUACAAGUGGCUGAGUUGCAACCUUUUGGUUUCAUGAAAUGUUUCAAAGAGGUGUACAAUGUUCAAGGAUGCAUUGCAAAGUGUUGUGAGCUGUGUGCUCUGGAAUGCUGAAUUUUUCAAGGCUUCAAGAGCUUUCCUAAAGUGGCAACCUUCAAAUAUUGAAAAUUCUUUAAGAGAUAACAGGUGUAAGUUCAUUAGCAAACUUACGUGAUUGUGCUUCUGCAAAGUUGAAGUCCAGUUGAGCACCAGUUGAUGAUAUUAAUUUUAAUAAAGAUUCUAAAGGUGAAGCCAACAGGAAAAGGAUGGUGGUUUUGGAUUCGUUGGGUGAAGACAACCAUAAAGAUGCCAUCAAUUUAGCAUCACUCUAUCCUGCCAAACAGCUACCAUGUAUUGAUCCAAAAGUUGCUAGCAAAAUCAAAAACAGUGAAAAGUCCUCUGCAACUAAGAAUGGAAAUCUGCUUUCUGAAACUGGUAUGAAUAAAUUACCUCGUAUUAGAACAAACAGCAUUAGUAACUCAACUUCAAAUAGAUGUUAAUUUUUGCUUCUUAGUUGAAUGAACUGCAUUCAUUCGGGCUUUACUUCUUUUUCCUAGCCAUCCCUCGUCAUUAGAUCUCAUUCUUUCUUUUGGUUGGACACUGAAUUAAAUCUGAUUCUACUUCAUCUACAAUGGGAGGCCUGAUUCACUAUCUUAUAUGGUCUGGAGGUGACAGCCUGAUUCACGCCAACUACCAAGAGAACCAAUUUGAGGCAAUGUCUUGUUUGGUACAAUCCAUCAUUCUUGAGGGGAAAGAAAAUCCGUUCAUGGAAUUACUCCCAUGACAAUCUUUAAUGCUGAGGAGUAUAAUGCAUCAACUGAGUACUACUGAGAGCCCUUCAUUGUGGAGUCUAAUUCAAACCAUGCAAAAAGUCAUUAUCCUGAGGUGAUUGGUGAACCUGGAUGCCAAAGCCAAAAAUGGCAAGAGCUAGGAAGGAGUUGAUGUGAGGGUGUUUGAGAGAUAUAUCAGCCUAAGAUUGAUGAUAGGUAGAUAUAUCAGCAAGUUUUUAAUUUAAGCAUACAUUCUGGAAUCCAACAGAUUGUUCUUUCUUCCCAGGUUUCGGGUUUUUCAGUUAACAGAUAUGGAAACCUGGCAAAUUAGUUAGAAUCCAACAUCAAUCCUCCAGUUUAGAGGGUCUUCUUCUUGACCAUGUGCCCAACACAUCUAUGGAGCUGGGAAUGGAAGCCAGGCAGCCACAAGAACUGCUUCACUUAGACAUCCAAUUUAAGAAGCAUCAUAUACUGGGGAGCUGGAUCUAGUCUGGUCAUCAAGAAGAGUAGUUCAUGACAUUUUACAAUAACUAAAGAUCAAUGUUCAGGAUUAGAAUAUGAAAAGGACAUUUGAAUACAUUGCUAAAUAUAGAAAGCAUUGGGGAGGAAGGACACGAGAUUAGAGACAAGGAAGGAAUGUGCAACCUAUGGUACAACGGCAACCUCCUCAAGGAGAUUCCAUUAAGAUCGAUACUGAUGCAGCAAUACAAGAGGGAAAGGCAUAGCCAGGUUUUGGAGUUGUCCUUAGGCUCUGUGACAGCAAAGUUAUAGGGGCUGUGCAAAGAACUUGUAGGUUUCAGGGAUCAAUUCUUCAAGUUGAGGUUAUGGCUAUUGAUUUUGCAUUGGGGAUGGGCAGAGAAUUUGGACACAGCAAUGUCAUCAUUGAAUCAAAUUGAUUUCAAGCCAUAAAAGUAGCCAUGUCAAACAAUGAUUGUUAUCUUCCUUUUGGAGCAAUUGUGGAGGAACUUCGAGCUAAGAAAUUCCAUUUUGUUUCUCUAUGUUUCCAGCAUCUAAAGCUUAGUGUAACCUGCAAGCACAAAAGUUGGCUCAGCUACCAUCCCCUCUCCACCAUGGGAGGGUGUUUGCAAAUAAGGAAUGUAAAAUCAAGAUAUUUGAUACAAUCAUAUAAAAAAUGAGUAAUUUUCAUCCCAUUAUUUUCAGAAAGAGAAAAUUGAUAUGUUUGGCAGUGGUAACCAUAUUAGAG
Molecule: messenger RNA, 2702 nt
Organism: Rubroshorea leprosula
Lineage: Eukaryota; Viridiplantae; Streptophyta; Magnoliopsida; Malvales; Dipterocarpaceae
Source: the annotation of a GenBank genome assembly